CCGAGCGUCAGUUUGCGUCUGCCUAGGGUCGCGACGUCCUCGUACUUUACGUGGUGGCUGCGAUCGGUGCCUGCGCCUCCGCGAUCGAACGACCGCCGACGACAUCAUCAUCAUUCGACGACGUCCUGGGGAACGCUCAUCGUUGUUCGUAAUUUUUGAUCAAGGAAGCAUUGAUCGAGGAAGAUCGUGAAAUCACGCGACGAGAUCGAUCCAAUUGGCCAGCAGCAGCGAACGUUCAUCCGCACGAUCGUUCGGUCUUGGCGACCGACCGGUUUCCCGACGAAGUUCGGGGGAAUCCUCGAUUAUUUGGGCUGCAGGAGGAGACUCGAGAAUCCUGGUGGGAUUCUUCCGGGAUCCUUGAGAAUCCACGGUGAAGUCCGCGAGAUAAGCCAGGACUUUGCGAGCGCGUGUCGGGGAAUCCCAGGUAUCUCGUGCAAGUUCGCUGGAACUUAUAAGAGAGCUCGCAGAUUUUUAAGCAGGCUCGCGCGAGACGGUCACUCGAAUUGGCGACGAAGUUCGCAAAGUCGAGGUUUUUAAUAGGUACGAUUUGAAGGUGCGUGACGGAAAGUGCUCGCGCCGCUCAUUGAACGGUUGACCGGGAACUCUCUGAAGGACUCUCGCGAAUCUCCAGGCAUCUCCCGAAGAAGAUCCAAAAUUUUUUGGUGAUCCGUCUGAAUUUCGAGGAAUCCGUGAAAUUCCGGUACGAGCACGCUUUCAACUGCGUCGCAGAUUUAUCGAGCAACUUUUUCCGCGUCGCGUACCCGUGGAUUUUUAUUAGCCACGUGGCCGAGGUGUGCCAGGACUCUUGAGAGAUCCAUCUCGAAACGCGCGUCGUGUCUGAGGAGAAUCCUCUUCUGCGUCCCUCAAUAUUUUUGUAGGAUCCGCAGGGAAGGUCGCGUGCUCGAUCAAAAUGGAAUCAACGAAAAAGUGACGCCGAAUAACGAAUUAACGAGGUGGAUCGCGCGCAAUCCGUCGACCCGUCUCCACUCUUCUGGAAGGACUCUUCUGGCUGAAUCUCCAUCGUGAGUUCUCUCAGUCCUGACGAGUGUUUCUUUAGGAUCUCUGUAUGAAUCUCCGCCGAAGGAUAUUUUCGCUUCGCGCUACGGGAAUCCCAAAGUGAAGAGGCUUGACAUUUAAAGGGCUUCCAGCUUCAUCCCGGCCCGUCAUGACUCCGACAAGUCCUGUUUGAAUAGAUCCUGAAUGCAGCAAGAGCGACACAAGUGGAAUUAUCGAAGACCAAUAUAAGAACCUGAAGUUGAUCGAUCUGCGGCCUGAUAUUUUUGAGGAAUCGACGAAUUCACCUCUCGACGUCUCGGGGGGAUGAAGUAGAUGGAUCUAUUUUGAUAUCUGACAGAUUCGCUCUCUCUCUUUCUUCCUUCUUUUCUCUCCGCUUCGUAUUUUCGACAACGGCGAUGAAGAUGAGUAAAGUAGGCAACCAGACCAAUUCGCAGGACCCACAGGCGGUGAAUUCUCGCGUUUUCGUCGGGAACCUGAAUACAUUUCAAUGCAGCAAAACCGAUGUGGAGCGAAUGUUCCAGCGCUACGGCCGCCUGGCUGGUAUUUCCAUGCACAAGGGCUACGCAUUCGUGCAGUUCACAAAUCCGUUUGACGCGCGCAGCGCGUGCCUCGGCGAAGAUGGCCGCACCGUCCUUAGCCAGAUUCUCGAUGUGAACAUGGUUGCCGAGCCGAAGCCUCACCAAACCGGGCGCAAGCGGCAGAACGUCACCAAGACCGGCAACGAUUGGGAUUACUACUAUGACAGUUACUAUGCGUCGACCGCAUUUCCACCGCGCCUGGCACCACCGUUGAAGCGGCCGCGCUUGAUGCCACCGACACGAGUGCAGCAUCCGAAGCUGCAGAAACAACAAUCGACGCCAAACACCGGCACAAUACCGGACUUGAAUCAACUUAAAGUGUACAGCAAUCCAGAUAUACUGAUCUGCGGCAACUGCAGGGAGAUGUUCACGGAACUCGGGGAGCUGUUGGAGCACAAGCGGAACUACUGCAAGCUGCGGUUCACAUGUAAAUGUCACACCUUCAACGGAGCCGCCCCAAGAGACUCCACGACGGCGUUGCUCUGCGUCCUCUGCAAGCUGUCCUUUCCGAAUGCCUGGGAGCUGAUGGUCCACGCCCAGGCUGCUCACAUGAUCAACAUCUAUGAGCUGGGCACGAGGGCGCCGAGCCCUUCUCGAAGUCCCAGCCUUGACCAGCCGAAGGAGUCAUCGCCCUCCCCACAGGACUUCCAGGAAAUCAAGGCUACGGAUUGCGAAGAGCGGGCGGAGGAGGAGGAGCUUGAUGGACACGAGUUAAUACCGUCCCCUGACAGUGGCAAGUCAACGGACAACGAAGCGGCUCUGUCGCCGAUCAAGAUUCGAUCCGACGUGAACGGGUUGGAUCACGAGGACUGCGACGAAUUGAUCCACGUCGAGAACACCACGCAGGCGUGCAUCAUGCAUACUCUCAGCAUUGACUCGUCCUUGGAAUUAAAUUCCGACGCGAACUCGAGGGCGGCUUCCGGAACGAUGGUGGCCUUGACCAACGGAUCAUUAUCGGCGAAGGAAUAAAUGGAAGAUGCAAAGAAUUAAGAGAAGAGGACGGGAGCAGGAAUAUUCAUUCGAAACGGUCUUUCCCGGCCAACCAACGAGACAUAUCGAUCUCCUUUAAGGAUAACGCACCCGUUUGUAUAUAGCUUAAUCGCCUAACAAAUUAUUCAGGAUCGCUAGAUCCCGCGGUCUACGCCGGCUGCUCGAGUAUCGGUCAUCUUCCCAUAAGGAGAAAGAAAGAGACACACCGGUUUCCCGUUCAUCCUCGACUCUUGCGCACUUCCGCUCUAAAGGGUCUCUCAUCGAGAUGACAAUGGAACGCUGCGGAAGAGCGCGGAUUGGAUUUAUUUCUUUACUUUAAAGACCGUUCGCGCACUUAUCUCGAUCUUGUUGUACGCUUUUACUGAUUCGCGAGCUUCGAAAUUGUCUCGAGCGCAGUUUAUGAUUGUUCCACCUUUGUUAAAUCUUUAGAAUCUUGGAUCUUUGUUAGAUCUUUAAAAUCUUGCGAUCAAGGUUACGUUGCAUAAGGUAAAACACGGUACUCCCUUGUCGUCUCGAUCGUAGGAUGCUGAAGAUGAAGGAUAUUCGUGGAGAAAACGUUAGCCGAAAGAUUCGUCGGUGAACUUAACACUCGAAAAUCCCGGGGAUCGUUCACUCGCCAGUCGCAUCGGCAUGAAUUAAUUAAUUUCAGUGGCGAUAACGUUACUCUUACGAGUAUUCCAAAUUGUCGCCGGUGAAUGAACGAUUUCCGGAUCAUUCGCGAGGUCAUUCGUCAAGAGAGCGGAAACGUCCUGUGGCUUCCUCGCGUAGCAGUCGCGCGCAUACGUGUGUCUAGAUUAAAUAUACAUUAUCACAUACACACGUC
Molecule: messenger RNA, 3408 nt
Organism: Ooceraea biroi (clonal raider ant)
Lineage: Eukaryota; Metazoa; Arthropoda; Insecta; Hymenoptera; Formicidae
Cellular component (GO): nucleus
Molecular function (GO): RNA binding
Source: RefSeq, a predicted model, not a curated record